AUGGCCAACUUUAUGCAAAGGAUGGUACAACUAGCAGGUUUCUCUACACCUAACUCCAUCCAAUUGUCUCCCCCACAAAAGUUGCAUGAGUUUGCGAGUUUCACGUGUGAAAUAUGUGUCGAGCCCACAAUUUUGCCAGAACGAAAAUUCAAGAAUGGAGGCUUUUGUAUUCAUCCUUUCUGCAAUGAUUGCAUUAUCAAGUACGUUAAAAUGAAAAUUGAAAUUGACAAGGCCACGGAGAUCAAAUGUCCCGGCCUAUGUUGUAAUUUCAAUCUUGACAUACUCUCUUGUCGUUCGAUCCUCCCUAUUAAGUUGUUUGAAAGAUGGUGUGAUAUCCUUUUCGACAAAUUCAUUUUGGGGUUCGAUCUCAUAUAUUACCCUAAUCGAAUGUGUUCAGCGUUGAUGGUGAACGAAUGCGGUGGGUAUGUAAAGCAGUCUAUUUGUCUUUACUGUAAAGAACCGUUAUGUUUCAAGUGCAAAACUUCGUGGCAGACUGUCUUUGAUUGUAAAGAGAUUGAAACAAUUAAGGAUAACAAUGACAUUGCUUUUGAUAUUCUUGUUAAGAAGAAUAAGUGGACGAAGUGCCCUAAAUGCAUGUUCUAUGUCUCAUUGAGAAGUGGUUGCACAAAAAUCUUAUUGUAA
Messenger RNA from Impatiens glandulifera, 642 nucleotides. RefSeq names its product E3 ubiquitin-protein ligase RSL1-like. The transcript has a single exon. Gene Ontology annotation, molecular function: ubiquitin protein ligase activity; ubiquitin conjugating enzyme binding. Bases 1 to 642 code for a protein of 213 amino acids. NCBI's taxonomy places the organism in Eukaryota, Viridiplantae, Streptophyta, Magnoliopsida, Ericales, Balsaminaceae. The record is from RefSeq and is a predicted model, not a curated record. Gene Ontology annotation, cellular component: ubiquitin ligase complex; cytoplasm. Gene Ontology annotation, biological process: ubiquitin-dependent protein catabolic process; positive regulation of proteasomal ubiquitin-dependent protein catabolic process; protein polyubiquitination.